Molecule: messenger RNA, 1452 nt
Organism: Cynoglossus semilaevis (tongue sole)
Lineage: Eukaryota; Metazoa; Chordata; Actinopteri; Pleuronectiformes; Cynoglossidae
Gene: tmem192
Product: transmembrane protein 192
Exons: 6
Coding region: 123-914 (263 amino acids)
Cellular component (GO): late endosome; lysosomal membrane
Source: RefSeq, a predicted model, not a curated record
UGGACCCGGAAGUGUAUGCGCCGCUCCGCCCUACUGACAAAAACCGAAAACAUGUAAGAUACUCUUUGUUGUUAUUGUUGGAUUAUUCUUCGUAGACGUUGAAAAUUCGCCUUAGCUACAAAAUGGAGUCAAAGGGACGUUCGAUUUAUUCUGCAGCCGGCAGCUCAGCAGAUAUGACUCGGAGUAUGGAAGAAGAGCCUUUAGUGGAGGGACCUGUGAUCUCUGCCGACGCCCUCCACUCUGUCAUCAGAAGAGAGUUUCAGACUGUACCAACACACUGCCAUGCCUGUCUGCUUUCUCUGCUACAUGUUGUGUAUGUGGUGUUGUCUGUGUGUUUGGCAGCAUUCUGUGUGUUGAAACUGGGCCAGCAGGAGGUGUGUGAGAAAAUCCUGGAUAAUGUGUCAGGCGACAGUGUCAUUGUGUAUGGGAAGGUGUGUUUGUGGGUGCUGGUGCUGGUCUUCACCACGUGUGCUGAGCGUCAUCACAGUCGAGUCAGAAGAAGAGGAUACCUGCAGUUCUGCAGAGAAACACAAGGACUCCAUUGGCAACCGCUGGCUUUUCUCUCUACAGGGAAUGUUUUGAUUCUGCUGCUUCUGGCUGCUCAAUUAUCACACCCUCUGCAGAUCUACAUUCUUCUCAGCAUCCUGUGCCUGGAGCUCCUGGUGGUCGUCCCAUGUCUCUGCUAUUACACAGUCAAGGUGAGGCAGUUUAAUCGAGCUCGAGCCGCUCCAGACGUGAGCCAAGAGGAGCAUUCACACACCUACAGUACCACAAGUCUGCCAACUGAGACGGGCUUCAGAGAGGGCUCCAGUCUGGAGGAGGUGGUGGAGAAACAGGCUGAUCUGAUAGAGUACCUAAAACAGCACAACACUUUACUAAGCAAGCGGCUGCUCAACCUCUCUGCUCAGCACUGACCAGGUCCCACACUCCUUUUCCCCUCCCACCCGACACUCACUGAAGUGCGUCUUAAGUACUUCAACGCUGAAACAGAAGCUGUGGACCUGAAGUAAAAAAAAAACCUGUGAAAGACUGGAUAAAAGACUAAAGUGAACUAAUGCACCUGUACGCACGGGUAAAGACUGGAGGAAGUCUGCACUGAUAACACAGGCCAAGGUGAGCUGACUGUGGAACAGAGAGGAGGAGGAGGAAGGGAGAGGAGUCAUGGGUCACAGAUCUGAGUGCUUUUAAUAGCUGUUUUAACAAUCCCAGUGACCUGUGUGUGUGCCGCUGGUGUUACUACCAGGGACUGGUACUGUUUGAGGUCUUCACCACUAAAAAAGAAGUGAAAGAGCCAGGGAUGCAGAAGGGAGCUAGUACUGAUUUCAGGGUCAAACCUUUUUUUCUUUCAGGGUCAAACAUUUUUUGUGUAAUUUUGAUGAAUGUAUUUUUUGGUCUUUUUUCUGUGAGCUUGCUGGUCUGUGAUCACAUUCUAAUAAACCUUUAACCCUCUGA